This is a messenger RNA of Branchiostoma belcheri (Belcher's lancelet), 6173 nucleotides long. Its product is annotated as laminin subunit gamma-1-like. The coding region runs from base 265 to 5982 and encodes 1905 amino acids. NCBI's taxonomy places the organism in Eukaryota, Metazoa, Chordata, Leptocardii, Amphioxiformes, Branchiostomatidae. The record is from RefSeq and is a predicted model, not a curated record. The transcript has 30 exons.
UGAACUUAAAAACAACAAAAGUGGACAACUUCAAGUUUAAAUUUGACCCAUAUUGCAUCAAGGAGGACAGGGAUUCAUCAAUUAGUCAACAAGCAGAUUCCCAACUGAAAUUCACAAUACUACACAACUACAACAAUGGCAUAACUGGACCUGAAAACCACCCUGCAGUCUUACAUGUAAGAGAGGAAAACAUAUAUGAAACCACAGACUAUAUAAGUCACUGACAAGCUCUCGUGCUGAACUCUACUGAACUUGCUAAGCACCAUGAAGCCAAGGACAACAGAUCAUGUCCUUAUAUGGAUAUUAGUUCUUUUGUUUCCAUGGGAACCACUCCUGGCUCUGGAGACCAGUAAGUGUGAGGAGGAGGUGGAUGGAGAGAUGGUGUACUACGCCUGUCUCGGCGCGACGUCACAUCUGUCAGGACUCCCGUUUGACCUGACUGUCACACCUGCACAGUACACCUGUGGGAGUGAAAUUGACGGCCAGGUGUAUGAUGACUAUGCCACACAGGACUCCGCAAUAUUCUCUGAUAUAAGGGAGUGUUCUUUGGACGACAGUCUUCCCGAGUUCAUGGUUGAUGAGGACAGUACUGCAGAGAGCCCGACCUUUUGGCAGUCUAUCAGCUGGCUUCUAUACCCCACACCCCUCCACAUAAACAUCACCUUAUCAUUUCCUACCCUCUACGAACUUGGCGAUGAUAUCACGAUCGCAAUGCCGACGGCUCGACCGCGUACAAUGGUGCUCGAGAAGUCGCUAGAUCACGGGAGGACCUGGCAAACGAUGCAGUACUACGCCUACAACUGCCGAGAGGCUUUUGGCUUAGAAGAUAAGGAGCAGAGUGCAGUCUCGCUGGACAGUGCCACAGAGAUUACUUGUACAGGGGAAGACAGUGACAUCCUGCCUAUGGUUGGAGAGCCGCAGGAUUCGGCUGUCACCUUCGAGAAGUUGACGCAGCUAUACAACGAUCGGUCGAACGUUGAGGGGAUUUUGGAAAAGUUCGAGAACGACACCUUUCGGGAACUGUUUGUGUUCACAGACUUGAGAAUACAGCUGCUGUAUCCGGCCACAGAUGGGACAGAAGUGUCGUCAGACCUGCUCUCCAAGCUUCAGAACUACUACACCAUCUCAAACAUAGAUUUUGUAGCAAGAUGUUACUGCAACUUGCAUGGGCUGUACUGUAACAACACGAUGUGUGAGUGUCAGCACAACACGGCCGGCCCCAGCUGUGAGCGUUGCCUCCCGCUCUAUAACAACCGGCCCUGGAGGAGAGGGUCCUACCUGCCACAGCCUGGGGGAACCGCAAACGAGUGCCAGAAGUGUAACUGUAACGACCAUGCUGACAGUUGUGUGUAUAACGCCACGCUGGGCCACGGUGUGUGUCAGGACUGCCAACACAACACCACAGGCGUGAACUGCUCUGUCUGUCAGACCAGCUUCUACCGAAACGACUCACUACCCUUCAACUAUCCAGACAUCUGCAUUACGUGCAACUGCGAGGCUUUGGGAGUCAGGGACAGCGACGCGUCAUGUGACCCACACACAGGGCAGUGCCACUGUAAAGCGGGGGUGACAGGCCUACACUGUGACCAGUGUGUCAAUGGGACAUGGGGACUUUUGUCAGAGGACCGCCCAGGAGAAUGCAAAAACUGUAGCUGUGACACCCUGGGAACACUGGAUAGCCUGGAACUGUGUGACCAGACUACGGGACAGUGUCCAUGUAAGACCACCACUGAGACAGCUACAUGUGGCAGAUGUAAGGACAAGUACUGGAGGUUCCCUGUUGACCCUGAACAGGAGUGCCUGCCAUGCCUGUGUGAUGUGGGUGGCUCAGCCUCCCAGAACACCAGCUGUGACCAGUCCACAGGACAGUGUGACUGCAGACCCAACCUACAGGGGCUGUGCUGUAACCAGACACAGGAUGGCUACUACGUACCAGGGCUGGAUUUUCUCCUGUUUGAGGCAGAAGAAAACACGGAGACAAACUGUUCAGUUGUCACCACGGAGCUUCCUGAGACCCUACCAUUCACAGGCAGGGGUUUUGUCAGCUGUACUGGGAAUGCUGUGGUAACAUUCAAUGUUGAGGUGGAGCAAAACUGGUUCUACACUCUAGCAGUGCGGCACACAGUUGACAACAACACAACUCUGCCAGCAGCCUAUGUGGAAGUCUUUACCGUUGGAAGUGCAGAGGUCAAUGGGUCAUCUGUUGGCAAUGACAGCAUCCAAAUGAACAGCAGCACCCCAACAAGCCUAACUGUGGAUGGGAACAGCACAGAACAGGUCUUCAGCUUGUGUCCCUAUGAGUCAGGCCUUGCCUACACCCAGAACAUCACCCUGACAGCAGGAGUUGGACAGGUGUCCCUGACUGACCCUGUACAGCUGGACAGACGUUGCAGGUACCAGGUGUCAGUACACCUGGAUGGAGCAGGUGCACCUGUGGUGGUCGACUCUUUGUUGUUGAUACCUGAUGUGACAAAGUCGGUUGUCUAUGAGCUUGCAGACAACAGUACCAAGGAAGAGUAUGAGGACUGUGUGAGAAGUGCAGCCCCCCUUCCCACUGGUGACACAGCCAGCACAGAGCAGUGCCAACAGAUGGUCUUCUCACUUAGCGCACAAAUGUAUGAUGGGGCAAGAGCCUGUGACUGUGACCCUGUUGGCACCUUGGGAGGAGCGUCAGACUGCAGCGCUGUAGGUGGACAGUGCAGAUGUAAGCCAGGUGUUGGGGGAACCAGGUGUGACACCUGCAUACCUGGGUAUCAUGGCUUCUCUCAGGAGGGAUGCUCAGCUUGCAACUGCAGUGACCUUGGUUCUGUGCAUUUGGUGUGUGACCUUGAGACAGGACAGUGUCCUUGUCACCCAGGGGUGGCCAAUGUGUCCAUGCCAAGUGCCCGCAACCUAACAGCAGAUCUGCAGUGCAGGAGCUGUCAGCUGAAUUAUUUUGGGUUUGAGAGUGGGGGAGGCUGUGACCCCUGCCUGUGUAAUGAGACAGGCUCAGUGAGCCCACAGUGUGACGAGACAGGACAGUGCCCCUGUCAGGACACCGUCGGGGGACAGAAGUGUGAUGUCUGCCUGCCGGGGUUCUUCAACUUCUCAUCACAAGGUCCUUGUGGCUGUGAUGAAGCAGGGUCAGAGGUCAUGAACUGUGACCAGACAGACGGGUCCUGCGACUGCAAGUUCAAUGUGGAGGGAGAGAAGUGCAGCGCCUGCCAGAACAUGACCUUUAACCUGGCUGCGUGGAACCCAGACGGGUGCCAGGACUGCUUCUGCUUCGGCCACUCACACAGCUGUAGGUCAGCUGUGGGGUUUCUGCUGCAGAACAUCACGGUGGAGGUCAACAGUUCUGAUAUCAUCACAGCAGGCGGGGUCUCCUACUAUAGUGUCAGCAGAACUCUGGUGGGAGACCACACAAGGUCUUAUGGGUUGAACCUCGUCCUAACCCUUGACCUGAUGGGUGGUGAUGAUGAGGUGAGCACAGAUGGCCUUGUGGAAUUGACAGGAGCCAAUUUCACCCUUGUGAACUGGGGAACAGAAACCCUGCAGGUGGACCCCCGCAGCAACUCCUCAGGUUCGACUGCAGCCCUGCAGGAAGUCUCUCUCCUGCUGCAUGAGACGUUCUGGAACAUCUCAGAUGUGGAGGCCUUCCUACAUGCUGUGAACUUUAGCAGGCUCCUGUCUGACCUGACUAGUGUGAAGGUGCCCAGACAAGUCGGUAACACCACAGUCACUCUGCACAGGGUGGUCCUGCAGACCGCCGUUGCCAUGGCAGACCCCGCCCUGCCACCUGUCUUAUCAGUUGAGAACUGCAGCUGCCCAGAUGGGCUCUCAGGUCUGUCGUGUGAUGAGUGUGCCCCAGGGUACCACCGUGCUGGGGAACUAGACGACCGGUUCAUGCCCUGUGUGGCGUGUAACUGCAGCAACAACACACUGACCUCCCCGCCUCAGUGUGACAGCAUCACUGGGGAGUGUCUCAACUGCAGGCCUGGCAGGACAGGUAAACACUGUGAACUGUGUGACCACAACGUGGUGGGACCUGACUGUGACCGGUGUGCAGAAAACACCUACGGACUAGGCAAUCCAGACUUCCCUGGGUGUAGAAACUGUAGCUGCAGUCCCUGGGGUUCAGUAAACGCCUCCUGUGACCUGGAGACUGGCCAGUGUUACUGCAGUAACUCUACUGAGGGUCUGAAGUGUGACGAGUGCAAGGGAAACCUCUACUAUAAUAAUGAGACUCUGGGUUGCAUAGAAUGUGAGGGCUGCUACGACCAGAUUGAGACCAGAACGGCCAAGCUGAGGCUUCUGAGAGACAACAUCACCCAGUUUGUGAACAUGCUCAACUCAGGCGACAACCAAAACGUCUUGUUCUCAACCAGACUGGAAACCAUCCAGUCACAAGUGGCCGGCCUGUACAACCGGUCACAGGAGACAGAAGACGUGGCCGCGGAAAUGCACGACACUCUGAAACAGCUGAACACUUCUGCCCAGGAGGUUCUGUUGGGGUUGACAGUGGCUGUGGAGUCUGAAGUGAAGCAGAUAGAGGGGCUGUUUCAACAGGCACUGGGAAAUAUCUCCAGUGGACAGGCUGAGAGGAAUGCCACUGUUAGACAGCUGAAGAGGGCUUACAAUGUUAUAAACAACUCCCUACCCGGUGUGUCAGCAGAACUGGACAACUUGGUUGACACUCUGAACCAGACGCUGGCAGAAAUGGCUGCCAUUCAGGGCGAGGUCAACAUCAGUAUCUCCACGGUGCUGGGGACACUGGGAGACAUCCAAACCUCAGCUUUACGGGCAUUUCAGCAGGCACAGCAAGCACAACAGGUUGCAAGCAAAGCUGUUGCACUGCACCAGAACACAACAGAGCUCAUCCAACAACUCAACCAGACAGCACGUAACAUUUCAGCCAGCUUAGACUCACAGAUGGAUCAGGUACUGGGAUUGUAUGGCACUGUGUCCCAUGCUACACAAGUUGCCAUGGAUACAGCUAGGUCAGUGAACUCGACAGAAAGCCUGCCAACAGAAGAAGUAGUGGAGUUGAUUGAGAGGAGCAGGGGACUACAGGAGAGAGCCAAUAAACUGACACUACAGGUGACCAGUAACAUGACUGAAGCUGAAGCCACAGCAGAGAACAUACAGCAGGCCCAGAAGACAACAGCCCAGUUCGAUGGGGAAGUGCAGCGACUGCAGGAACAGGCCGACUCUCUGCACAACAGGUCGUCACAGGCCUUUGCUGAGGCCCAGGCUGCAGUGCAGAGGGCACAGGAUAACUUCACUGCAGCUGAGGAGAUGCUGAACGUGCUGCAGAACUUUACUGUUCUGUCUCAAGCAAUGCAGGAGGUGGUGGCCGUGUCCCUGCAGCAGGUGGAACAGGUGCAGUCUGGGAGUCUGGCCGCCACGCAGCAGGCGCAGCAGCUACAGCAGGACCUGCAGUUAGCCGCAGGCACUGCACAGGCUGCACUGCAGCAGGUGGAGAACAUGCAGGAAAUGGUCAACAAUCGGUCACAGGAAACAUCAGACAUCCUCUCUCAGGCUGAGGCACUGAACACUUCAGCCGCCGCCCUCCCCUCGGCUGACCAGGCUGCGGGAAAUGUGAGCGCAGCUAACAGCAGCAGAGUUCCCACAAUGCAGCAGGCCUGCAGAAACCUGACCCAGGACAAGGACAGGCUGGAGGCGGAGGUCAGGAGGGUUGGAGGUCAGGUCAUCGAAACACAAAGUUCUGUGGUGCAAAGUCAGCAAACUGUCUCUCAGCUGGCAUCUGACCUUCAAAAUGUGCAACUUCUGGACAGGGGGAGACUACAGGACAUCAGGAACGAGGUUGAAGCCUUACGAACGGAAAUAACCAGCGAGCAGCUCGACGCAACAAUUCAGCAGCUACAAGACAGCAGUACAGCACAGCACACAUGGAUCCAGGAGAAACAUACACAGAUCACUACCAUCAGAAACAAACUACAGAAUCUUCAAAUACUGAAAGAACAAUUGGGGAUCAGGUAGCAAAGGGGAAAGGAAAUACAAAAUGUAAUCCAAUAGCUUUUAAGAGAUCGUAGGGCAGUGCCAUGGGAAACUUACUGCCAUGGGAAUAGAAAACAGAAUACUUUUUGGGACAGGUAUGUUGUAGCAAUACACAUCUGUGAAUAGUGUAAAAAGUAAAGUUGUGUUCAUCGUAAGGAGAAAUAUUUCAACAU